AUGUCGCAGCUCUCGUCGAUUGCGAGUGUGCGGGAUGGGCGUAUUUGCAUUUGGAGCCCGCAGGGCAAGGAUCGUGGCGUGACUGUGAUGAUUGAUAAUUAUGACAGCUUUACCUUCAAUGUCGCCCAAUUCCUCGUGGAAGCUGGCGCGAAUGUAGUCAUUUUCCGAAAUGACAUGGUCACGCUCGAGACCAUUGAGGCCCUGCGGCCUGAGCAUAUUGUGAUCAGCCCAGGUCCUGGGCAUCCAGAAACGGACGCAGGUGUAAGUAUUCCAUGCAUCAAACACUUCAGUGGACGCGUACCUAUCCUUGGCAUUUGCAUGGGCCUACAGAGCAUCACGGUAGCCUUUGGCGGAGUCGUCGAUGGAGCUGGCGAGAUUUACCACGGAAAGACCUCAGAUAUGUACCACGAUGGGCGCGGCUUAUUCGCUGGGCUCCCAGCAUCAGAACCUAUUACUGCGACGCGAUACCACAGCCUAUGUGCAAAUAUCGAGUCACUGCCAGAUGUUCUCGUACAGACGUCGCACGUAGAUUCGGGCAUCAUUAUGGGUAUUCGGCAUAAGAAAUUCACGAUCGAGUCUGUACAGUAUCAUCCCGAAAGUGUUAUGAGCGAGCAUGGGCAUGACAUGAUGCGCAACUUCUUAAGCUGGCGUGGUGGUACAUGGGAAGAAAACCCCCACGCCCAAGUAUAUGCGGUCACUCUUCCCUCUGAAAGUAUCCUCUCACGCAUUUAUCAUCAGCGCAGAAUUGACGUGGAACAGGCACAAGCUAUUCCCGGUCGCUCGUUGGCCGAUUUAGAAAAAUCACUAGCACUGCAUUUGGACCCUGCUCAGAUCGACUUUCCGCGGCGUCUCUUACAAGGAACCGAGCCUUCCGUCCCUGGAGUCAUGGCUGAGAUUAAGCGUGCUUCACCUAGCAAAGGUAAUAUUGCUCUGCAUGCGCACGCUGGUGAGCAGGCUUUGGCGUAUGCCCAGAGCGGUGCUAAUGUCAUUAGUGUACUGACAGAGCCUACUUGGUUCAAGGGCACGAUUGAAGACCUGGCUCUCGUUCGACAUGCGGUGGAACGCAUCCCAAAUCGUCCAGCCAUUCUUCGCAAGGACUUUAUCGUGCACGAGUACCAAAUUGCAGAAGCACGUCUAGCUGGUGCGGAUACCAUUUUACUCAUUGUCGCGAUGCUCGACGACAUCACGCUCCAUCGCUUGUAUGCGUACAGCAAGCACUUGGGCAUGGAACCACUCGUCGAAGUUAACUGCGCCGAAGAGAUGCAGCGAGCUCUGCAACUUGAGCCACAAGUGAUUGGCAUAAACAACCGCAACUUGCACAGCUUUGAAGUGGACAUGAGCACUACAACGCGACUGGCCCAAGCCGCGCUCGAGCGUAAUAUCACGCUCGUUGCUCUGAGCGGUAUUCAAGGACGAGUGGAUGUGGAACAGUACUUGAACCAAGGUGUGCGAGCAAUUUUAGUUGGUGAAGCAUUCAUGCGAGCCCAGGACAAGAUGGCUUUCAUGGCUGCCUUACGUGGACAGAGCGUCAAGCGCUCGACAUCGCAACACCGUUUUGUCAAGGUGUGUGGUAUCAAGACGCCAGAAGCUGCCGUGGCAGCUGCUCAAUCCGGUGCUGACUUGCUCGGAAUCAUUCUGGCACCAGAUACCAAGCGCACUGUGUCUGAUGCGGAUGCUCUCGAAAUUGUAAAUGCCGUGCACCGUAUCAAGCGCUCGAAUGCGCGAGCCAGUGCACAGAAGCCAACGGAAUGGUUUGCUUGGCACGCACAGCGGAUGGCCGAAGCCGUCCGGCAGCGACCUUUGGUCGUUGGCGUAUUCCGGAAUCAGUCGCUGGAGGAAAUUGCUGAAAAGGCCAUGGCUCUUGGUCUAGAUGCGGUGCAGUUGCACGGCCGUGUAGAAGAGCUCGACUGGGCCAAAUUCCUCCCAGGUGUCUUUGUGAUCCGUGUCUUCCAUAUGACACCAGAUGAAGAGAAGAACGCCCCAACGCUGCAUGAUGCACUUCGACCUGGCUACCAUCACAUCAUUUUGUUGGAUACAGCCACUCAAGGCGGACAAGACGGUGGCUCGGGCGUGUCGUUCAAUUGGUCGCACGUAUCUAACAUACCUGUACCCUUCCUUAUCGCUGGUGGCCUGACACCAGACAAUGUGCAAGAGGCGCUGACUCAAUCACUCGCGGCCGGAGUCGAUACAAGCUCCGGCGUCGAAACUGAGGGCCAAAAGGACACGGCCAAAAUCACCGCGUAUGUGGAGAACGCACGCCGUGUUCUAUCUUAA
This is a messenger RNA of Malassezia restricta, 2274 nucleotides long. Its product is annotated as anthranilate synthase/indole-3-glycerol phosphate synthase/phosphoribosylanthranilate isomerase. Gene Ontology annotation, biological process: L-tryptophan biosynthetic process. The coding region runs from base 1 to 2274 and encodes 757 amino acids. The transcript has a single exon. Lineage: Eukaryota; Fungi; Basidiomycota; Malasseziomycetes; Malasseziales; Malasseziaceae. The record is from RefSeq and is a predicted model, not a curated record. Gene Ontology annotation, molecular function: phosphoribosylanthranilate isomerase activity; indole-3-glycerol-phosphate synthase activity.